Exophiala aquamarina CBS 119918 is the source of this 1860-nucleotide messenger RNA. RefSeq lists its product as uncharacterized. Bases 1 to 1860 code for a protein of 619 amino acids. The record is from RefSeq and is a predicted model, not a curated record. The transcript has 3 exons. Lineage: Eukaryota; Fungi; Ascomycota; Eurotiomycetes; Chaetothyriales; Herpotrichiellaceae. Gene Ontology annotation, molecular function: NADP binding; flavin adenine dinucleotide binding; N,N-dimethylaniline monooxygenase activity.
AUGAGUCCUGGUCGAGAAAGCUUAGAAUUUGCGGAGGGUAUUAGUGAGGGCAUUAUCAUUGACGCGUUGAAUGACAACAGCACGAAGUUAGCCUCCACGAACGGGACUGAACCUCACCUCAAUGACGAGCAUCACAAGACAGAGAACCCAGAAAACAAAGUCUCCAGGAAUGGAUGCAUAAAUGGCGCAACACAAGACUCAAAUAUCCAUAUCCCUUUGUGGAAUACACCUGCAUAUUCAAUUCCAAGGAAGUUGCGGAUUGUUACCAUUGGCGCAGGAUUCUCGAGCUUGAUAUUUGCGCAUAAACUUCGUUAUGAGCAUCCGGAGAUGGAGGAGAUCGUGACGAAUACAAUAUUUGAGGCACGAGCCGAGGUAGGUGGGACAUGGCUCGUCAAUUCCUAUCCAGGUGUCCAGUGCGAUGUCCCAUCACAUAUCUACGCUUUCCCGUUCGAUCCAAAUCCAGAUUGGAGUCACUUUUAUUCAACUGGGCCACAGAUUCAGGAGUAUAUUACCAAAACGGUGAAGAAGUGGAACCUGGACCGUGACAUUCAGUUCAGAACUCGUGUUUUAGGCACCCAUUGGCAAGAAGAUGCAGGCCAGUGGAAAAUUGUCGUGGAGCACGAAGGCCGUCAACGUGAAGAAUAUGCCGAUAUCCUUGUUUCUGCUCAAGGAUUUCUGAACACCUGGAAGUGGCCAGCCAUCCCUGGCUUACAGGACUUUAAGGGCCACAAGGUUCACUCAGCAUCCUGGGACCACUCAUAUGACUAUUCUGGUAAAAGAAUCGCUGUGAUCGGAAAUGGUUCUUCGGGAAUCCAGAUACUGCCCGCACUUGCGCGAUUGGAGGGUACUCAGCUGACAAGCUUCCAAAGAGGGCCGACUUGGAUCGUGGCCCGGAUGGAUCCUGGUAGACUCCUGGGAAAACCGAAUAUUGGAGCAAAUCCAGAAUACACCGAGGAAGACAAGCAGAAGUUCCGAGAAGACAGAGAACAUCACCAUCAGUAUAGGAGAAACCUCAUCCAUAGGAUAAACCGCGCUUUCAGAAUGUUCAUUAAAGGUUCAGUUGAGAAUAAAGACAACUCCGAGUUCGCAAGAAGACAGAUGGCAGAUAAACUCAACAACGAUCCGGUGCUCUGUGAGCAGCUCAUACCCAAGUGGGAACUCGGUUGCCGCCGAGUCACUCCUGGAGCUGGAUAUUUGGAGGCAUUCUUGCGGCCAAAUGUCCGCCUUACUCAGAGUCUUAUCGCGAAAGUGACAAGGGAUUCGAUAGUCACUGAAGAUGGACAUGAGCAUCAAGUUGAUGUCAUGGUGUGUGCCACUGGGUUCGACGUGUCCCACCAACCUGUGUAUCCAGUGAUUGGUCGCAACAAAGUCAGCCUGGCAGAUAAAUGGGCUGACGAACCCGAAUCUUACUUCUCUCUAGCAUGCCCUGAGUUUCCCAACUACUUCAUAUUCACCGGUCCCAAUGCUAUCGUGGGGCAUGGCUCAUUGAUAGAAGGACUCGGAUGGGUUGCAGAGUAUAUCAUUAAGUGGUUGAAAAAGAUAGCUUCUGAGGAUAUCAAGUCUGUCUCGCCUAAACAGAGUGCUGUCAAUGAGUUCGUCAGGUAUGGAGACAAGAUACAUAAGACGCUGGUCUGGACCGGACAGUGUCGGAGCUGGUAUAAGAAGAACAGGAUAGACGGUCGGGUGACCGCAACGUUUCCUGGGAGUGCCCUGCUCUUCCGAAGCAUGAUUACGGAUAUCAGAGGAGAAGACUUCGAGAUUGAGUACAACUCCGCCAAUCGUUUCAGAUUCAUGGGUAAUGGGUUCACUGAAUACGAGCUCGAUGAUACCAAUGAUUUGGCAUGGUAUAUCAAGAAUUGA